UAGAACUCGGCCAGAGACUCCCCUUUGCUCGUUACAUCACUGUGAACAUCUGGGCAGCGUGAAGUGGCGCAGCAUCAGCCCCUAUAACUACAUCAUGACGACAGCCGACGCUGUGAGAAAGCGCCAUAAGGGCAGCUCCAAUGGAGCCCGGGCAGGGGUGAAAGACCAUGCAGAGGAGCCGGUACAGUGGGGAAGAGCAUGGGAGGUGGAUUGGUUCUCUCUGACAGGUGUGAUCCUGCUGCUGUGCUUUGCCCCCUUCAUCGUCUUUUUCUUCAUCAUGGCAUGUGAUCAGUACCAGUGCUCCAUCAGCCAUCCGUUACUGGACCUCUACAACAGUGAAGCCACCCUGCUCACCAUCUGGAACCGUGCCCCUUCCUUCACAUGGGCUGCUGCCAAGAUCUACGCAAUCUGGGUCACAUUUCAGGUGGUGCUGUACAUGUGCGUUCCAGAUAUCAUGCAUAAGAUUCUUCCAGGCUAUGUGGGAGGAGUGCAGGAGGGUGCCCGAACACCAGCAGGUCUUAUUAAUAAGUAUGAAGUCAACGGUCUGCAGUGCUGGAUAAUCACUCAUGUUUUAUGGGUGGCUAAUACUCAAUACUUCCACUGGUUUUCACCAACCAUCAUCAUUGACAACUGGAUCCCUCUCUUAUGGUGCACCAACAUCCUCGGCUAUGCUGUGUCCACUUUGGCUUUCAUUAAGGCUUAUCUGUUCCCUACCAACCCAGAGGACUGCAAAUUCACAGGCAACAUCUUCUACAACUACAUGAUGGGAAUUGAGUUCAACCCUCGUAUAGGAAAAUGGUUUGACUUUAAGCUUUUCUUCAAUGGCCGGCCGGGUAUAGUGGCGUGGACCCUGAUUAACUUAUCCUACACCGCUAAACAGCAGGAGCUGUAUGGUUAUGUGACAAACUCUAUGAUCCUGGUCAAUGUUUUGCAAGCCAUCUAUGUGUUGGACUUCUUCUGGAACGAAGCCUGGUACCUCAAGACUAUUGACAUCUGCCAUGAUCACUUUGGCUGGUACCUGGGCUGGGGAGACUGCGUGUGGCUUCCUUUCCUCUACACACUACAGGGCCUUUACUUGGUCUACAACCCCAUCCAGCUCUCAACACCCCAUGCUGCGGGUGUCCUCAUCUUGGGCCUGGUGGGCUACUACAUCUUCCGCUCAACCAACCACCAGAAAGACCUUUUCCGUCGCACAGAGGGUAACUGCAAAAUCUGGGGUAAGAAGCCCACCUUCAUCGAGUGUUCAUACCGAUCGGCCGAUGGUGGGAUUCACAAGAGCAAACUGAUGACCUCUGGGUUUUGGGGGGUGGCUCGUCACAUGAACUACACGGGCGACCUGAUGGGCUCACUGGCGUACUGCUUGGCCUGCGGUGGCAAGCACUUGCUGCCUUAUUUUUACAUUGUCUACAUGACCAUCCUACUGGUGCACCGCUGCAUUCGUGAUGAGCACCGCUGUAGCAACAAGUACAGCAAGGACUGGGUCCGCUACACUGCGGCUGUGCCCUACCGUUUGCUGCCUAACAUCUUCUAAAGCAUUCCACCAUAUUCCAGAUUGCUUUUCAACCAUAUAUAGAAAAGCAGUUUACCUUGUUAUUUUAUGUGGCUGCUCAUACUUAUUUUAAACAGUUGGCUUUUUAAUCUUUUAUGAGUGUGUGAAUGGCAGACUUUACAAAGAUUAUCUUGCCUUUUAGUGAGUGUGAGGGUGGAUGUACUAUACAUGAAUAUAUAAGUACAAGAUUAUCAAGGUGACACAGUGCACAGCAUUACAGAAUGACAAAAAAAAAGCUAAGAUACUGUGAUGAACUCAAGUCUUAAUGUUCCUGCCUUUAUCUGUGUGUGUGUUUGUUUGUUUGUUUUUUCAAUAGGCAUGGAAACUCAUUGUAUAGAGAAUAUCACUCAUUAUUGUUCAGGAUGUAAAUAGACAAAAGUCUAUAAAUCCAGAAUGGCUCAGACUACAGCUUAUCAAAUUUCUAUUCAUAUUUUUCUACCAGCCAAACUACCGAAAUAAAAGUUUCCCACUUUGUCUUUA
This is a messenger RNA of Sinocyclocheilus anshuiensis, 2029 nucleotides long. Its product is annotated as 7-dehydrocholesterol reductase. Bases 95 to 1531 code for a protein of 478 amino acids. Gene Ontology annotation, biological process: brassinosteroid biosynthetic process; cholesterol biosynthetic process. The record is from RefSeq and is a predicted model, not a curated record. The transcript has 8 exons. Gene Ontology annotation, cellular component: endoplasmic reticulum membrane. NCBI's taxonomy places the organism in Eukaryota, Metazoa, Chordata, Actinopteri, Cypriniformes, Cyprinidae. Gene Ontology annotation, molecular function: 7-dehydrocholesterol reductase activity.